Molecule: messenger RNA, 513 nt
Organism: Penicillium manginii
Lineage: Eukaryota; Fungi; Ascomycota; Eurotiomycetes; Eurotiales; Aspergillaceae
Exons: 2
Coding region: 1-513 (170 amino acids)
Source: RefSeq, a predicted model, not a curated record
AUGCCAGUUGCGCUUGCAUCUGGUAUUCCUCACCAACACGCCAAGCGAGGCGCCGAAACCAACGCAACGCUCUACGCGUACGGAACAAACGCCUCUUCCUGGCCCGUUGCAUAUGGUCAGAGCGAUGGUCUCCUCUACAUCACACAAGAUCCCACCGCAACCGCAGGACUCAUCCCUUUAACCUGGGACCUGGCAUCGAUCACCGGGGAAUGCUGGAUCGCAAACGCUACAUUCGUCAACGGGACGAAAGCCGGGUCUAUGUACAUCAUGGAGCAGAAGGACUAUGCUGUCGGUAUUCUGCCACAGACCCGGGUAGCUUAUUUGAACGGCACUGUGUCCGGGUUCGCAUUGUUCGCGACACAGCUCGUGUAUAACAAUAACACGCUGCUUGAGGCACAGUUCUGGGCUUCGGCGACCAACACGAGCGGUAUCUACGGCUUGAAAUGGACUCUUGAUGACAGUACGCCAAAUGGUGAGUUUCCUGUGGUCAUCAAGGCCUCGGAAGAUUCCUGA